Molecule: messenger RNA, 963 nt
Organism: Anoplophora glabripennis (Asian longhorned beetle)
Lineage: Eukaryota; Metazoa; Arthropoda; Insecta; Coleoptera; Cerambycidae
Exons: 5
Coding region: 138-824 (228 amino acids)
Biological process (GO): chromatin remodeling
Cellular component (GO): nucleus; Ino80 complex
Source: RefSeq, a predicted model, not a curated record
AUGGCGUUAACCUCAAAUCUACAAAGUUUGUUUACGUUUUGUGGUUUAAUUUUGAAUUAGAAAGAAAGUUGAGGUUUAAUUUAUUUAAAAACCCAGUACUAAUUUAAUUACCUAUUUCGUUGAAAUAAUUUACUAAAAUGCUUGAGGGUUGGUACUGUAGAUCUCUUGCUAAUGAAGCUGCGGCUGCUGAAGAAGAGGAGCGAGCUUUAGAAGAAUCCAAAUUCAAAAAGGAAUAUAAAUAUUUGAAAAGAAAAUUUCAGAAUUUAGUAUAUGAAAAUGAAGCUUUCCAGCAAGCUUUACGAACAGCACAAAAAAGGCUACUAACAGUUACAAGAGAUCGCACCUUCUUAUUGGACAGACUAUUGAUGCAUGAGAAGGUUGAGCACAGUACUUCAGAAUCGGAAGAGACAGAAUCGUCUGAUGAUGGGGAACCUACUAGAUCAGAACCGAUAAAAAAAAAGAAAUUUGAAGCAGGAUCUAAUCUUCAUCAUAUCAGUUCAGGAAGAGUCCUGCCUAUCGCAAAGAAGAAGAGACCUCCGGCGCCUCGUCCCCCGAAACAAAUUCAGCAGUCUAUGCAACUUCAAAUGCCAGUAAGUAACGCAAGUGUAUUAUCUGAUGGACACAUGACCCCUGAGGAGGUCGAGAGACAUUUACAGUCUCAAAAUUUUAUGGAAUUUGUUCCCGAAAGGGCCCCCCCAACAGUCCCGACAGAGAUGUUUAGUAAUGAACCGUCAUUAGACAGUGAAUCCAACGACAUUGGAGAACUAGAAACAUCGCCCAGUAAUAUGGGAGAAGAAUUAAGUAUUGAUAUGAUCCCAGAAUAAAUACUGAAGUUACGUUACAUUAAUGUAGGUCUUGUUUGAUUUUGUGAUUACUGCCGUUAUUAAUAUUAGUUUUUAUAAAAUAAAAGAUUUCCUAUUUGCGAAACCCCAGUUAACACAAAAAUAUAUAAUUAGAGUACCA